Molecule: messenger RNA, 2823 nt
Organism: Vanessa atalanta (red admiral)
Lineage: Eukaryota; Metazoa; Arthropoda; Insecta; Lepidoptera; Nymphalidae
Gene: Cln7
Product: major facilitator superfamily domain-containing protein 8
Exons: 6
Coding region: 216-1751 (511 amino acids)
Biological process (GO): transmembrane transport
Cellular component (GO): lysosomal membrane
Molecular function (GO): transmembrane transporter activity
Source: RefSeq, a predicted model, not a curated record
GUGAAGUAAGCACGACGGACGAUGCGCUCGUAUCUCCGUUUACUUUCCUUUGUUUACAAGUCGAUCGUAAACGAGCACGGUUAAUCAAAUCGUACAACACCAUUGUAUUAAAUAAGUUAGGUGCAGUGAAAUGCUGAGUGGUAGUGUGUAUUCAAAUGUAUGGUAUGAUAAUAAAUUCAACUGAUGGUACGAGAGGUCGUUGCCUGUGAAAAAAUAUGGAGUGGUUGAAGAGUCUGGUGGGGCGCAAGGAUCGUACGCAGGGUGCGAAUGCGCUGGACACUGGGGAUGCGCUGGAGUCAGCGCAAGAACGGCGCGAACGGUGGCGCAGCGUCUACGUCAUAUACUUCACCAUGUUUCAGAUGUCCCUCGGGUUCAGCAUCGUCCUGACGGGCGUCUGGCCAUACCUAGAUAAGCUCCAGCCCGGCUCGAGUAAGGAAGCGCUAGGUCUAGCGGUGGGCGCCAGUCCUCUAGGGCAGCUGGCCGCCUCACCGCUACUCGGGCUGUGGGCAAACCGGGCCGGCAGCGCUCGCGCACCCAUGCUGGCGACGCUAGCGUUGUUCGUGCUAGCAUCCACGUUGUACGCGCAACUUCACCUCACUCGACCACACGCGCAUCACUGGAUGCUAGCAGCCCGGGCUCUCGUUGGGAUCAGCUCCGCAAACGUCGCAGUGGCGCGCUCGUACUUGUCGGCCGCCACUCGCGAAAGUGAGCGGACACGUGCCGUGGCGGGGGCCUCGCUGGCGCAGGUGCUGGGUUUCGUGGUGGGGCCGGCGAUGCAGGCCGCCGCCGCGCCUCUGGGUCCCGGAGGGCCGUACCCGCCUCCCGGCUCCUACGUCCAGCCACUGCGCCUCGACAUGUAUACUGCUGCCGGCUGGAUCAACGCAAUACUGGGCCUCAUCAACUUUGUACUCUUUCUGCCUUUUUGCUUCAAAGAGAAGAAAAUCGCAGCUCGAGAAGCAAUGCUCGCCCAAGGAAAAGAAUCGGAGAAAGAAGCUUUAAAGGCGAUUAAACCUGACUACGUGAGUAGUUGGACAUUGGUUGCUGCAUUUUUCGUGCUCGUGUUCAACUUCGUACUGUUGGAGACCCUGGCCACGUCGCUGACCAUGGACCAGUUUGCGUGGAGCAAAAAACAGGCGUUGGAGUACAUGGGCGCGCUCAUGAGCGCUGGGGCUCUAGUUGCCUGCGCGGUGUUUGCACUCAUUGCCCCGCUCACGAAGAUUUUUGAAGAGAGAGCGUUGUUGCUGUGGGGCGGAUUUCUUCUAACGGGCAUGGCUUCCGUAUUCUGCAUUCCGUGGGGCCCGGGUCCUCCUCCGCUGGCGCCGGAGUCGCUGGAAGCGGGAGGCGGGUGUCCGCAGAGUUCACAGCCUUGGUGUGCCACCUCUCGUGGAAUCUCCCUCACGCAGUUUUUGCUGGGUUACACGUGCGUCUCCAUCGGGUACCCCUUGGGCGUUACGCUCAUUCAGACCAUUUUCUCAAAGGUGCUCGGGCCGCGGCCGCAGGGCGUGUGGAUGGGCGUGCUGACGGGCGCGGGCUGCGUGUCGCGCGCGCUCGGGCCCGUGUUCGUGUCAGCCGUGUACGCGCGGCGCGGGCCCGACGCCACGUUCGCGAGCACGGCCGCGCUCACGUUCGCGGCGCUGGCGGCGCUGCGCCUCGUGUACGCGCGCCUGCGCCCGCCGCCCGCGCCCGCGCCGUUUCGGGAGCUGCGCCCGCUCGCUGCGCCCGCCGCGCCCGCGCCCGACGCCGCCGCGUGACGGGCGCGCCGGUCGGGCGACUCUCGGCUCUCGGAUCGAGAGUGUGACAUAUAUGGGCUAUAGACGACAAGUUUAUAGUUUGAUAAUUGUGACACUGAUGUCGUGUGAUAGUUUGUUUCACGUUUAGAUACUUAAAUAUACGACCUCCUACAUGUGAAUGAAAAGAUACAUUCGAGUUGAGAAAAAAAUAUGUACCGUUUUGAAAAUGUGUUAUAGAGUGAGUGUAUUGAGUUAUUUUGUAUAGAAUCUGUACGAAGGUGAUAUUUAUCAUCGUACACGAAUGGCAGUCGCUAGAGAUAUUUUGUUUGUAGAGAUAUUUUGAAGGUCGUAGGGUCACUGUAAAGUCAGGUUAAAUUCCACAAUAAUUAUAUUUAAGCUAUAUCGACGCUAACCAUCAGAUUGUUGUUAGUCGUGACGAGCGAUCAAGCUAAGAGGAAACGGUCAGAAGACUGAGUGUUUAUUAAGAAUAUUACAUAAGGUCGGCGCCACACUGAGCUACUAAUAUUCAUUUCGUUUCCCACCUGCAAGCGAUAGUAACGUGAAGUGUGAGCCUUUGUAGCAAUGCGCGUGCGCCGUGCCAACUUGAUAUGUAGGUAAUAAGGGCACUGAUAUUGAGACAUGUGGCGCAGGAGGGAAAGGCGGACUGUACAGGGUCUUAAGAUAUUUUUUUACUUUAAAUUGGUUUCUUAUUAUAAAGAAAUUUUACGAAGUAUUUUAUUUAUUAUAUUAAUUUUAUAUAGAUAUGUUAUUUUUGAGACAAUAUAAAUACAUAUUUUAAUUAUAUACAUUUCGAUAAAUACAAACAUAAUUUCAGAAAAUUAGUACAAGUAAUAGUUUUAUUCAUUACUUUUAUACGACUGUUCGAACGUAUUUAACAUGUCACGAUUGUGUUAUCGUUCGCAAUGCCAUGCAGAUGAAACAACGCGAUCUUUGCCAUAUCUUUGUUAAACUGUAAGAUUAAGGGAUUUUAAGGUGAUACUUUAAGCAAUAAAAUACACAACAGGGUAAAUAUAAUGUUUUAUUUUAAUAAAUGCGAUGUAUUGAAGUAAGACUAUGUUGUUGUUGGAAGCCU